AUGAGUGCCCGGACACGACGACAAAAGGCGGCCCUUGCUGACCAGGGCACGGAGAGCGAAGAGUCGCUCGGUGGAAAUGGGAGCGUGUCCACACCCUCGACGAAGCGCACACCGUCUAAGAAGAGGUCAAGAUCGGCUCUGCGCGAGGAGCCAGAUGAGAACAUCUUCCUCUUUGCCCCGAAUCUUAUCGGGUACUUCCGAGUGGUCCUUGCCAUCGCGUCCCUCUACUACAUGCCUCUUCACCCUCGCACCUGCUCUAUCCUCUAUAGCGUGUCUUGUUUGCUGGAUGCAUUGGAUGGCUAUGCCGCCCGGUACUACAACCAGUCGACCACGUUCGGCGCCGUCUUGGACAUGGUGACUGACCGCUGCACCACCUCGUGUCUGCUCGUCUUCUUGAGCUCUGCCUGGCCUCGUUGGGCUAUUGUGUUCCAAGGUCUCAUUUGCCUGGACUUGGCCAGUCACUAUAUGCACAUGUACGCCACCCUGAGCGUCGGUGGAUCCAACCAGAGCCACAAGAAGAUCGACCCCAAGGCCAACUGGGCCCUCUACAAGUACUAUAACAGCAAGACCGUGCUGUUCAUCUGCUGCGCUCUCAAUGAGGCGUUCUUCAUCGGCAUCUACCUGCUAUCUUUCUCCUCGCCGAUCCUGUCGCCCUCGCUUCUCCAGCCCGUUCCUGAUGCGAUGCCCUCCUCCGCACAGCCUGGUAACCCCGCCAACCCUCCUCCUAGCAGCCUCUUUGCCAGCCCCUGGAGUGCCGGCGCUCUCGAGAUGGCGCGCGCCAACAAGAUCGACAGCCAGAUCCCGUGGAUCAUCACCAUCAUCUCGGCCCCGGUCAUGCUGUUCAAGCAGUAUGUCAACAUCGUCCAGCUGGUCAAUGCCAGCCAAUUGCUCGCCGAGAAUGACAAGAAGGCCCGUCGUGCCAACCGCAAGUAA
This is a messenger RNA of Penicillium atrosanguineum, 933 nucleotides long. Its product is annotated as CDP-diacylglycerol--inositol 3-phosphatidyltransferase. Gene Ontology annotation, cellular component: Golgi apparatus; membrane. The record is from RefSeq and is a predicted model, not a curated record. Gene Ontology annotation, molecular function: CDP-diacylglycerol-inositol 3-phosphatidyltransferase activity. Gene Ontology annotation, biological process: phosphatidylinositol biosynthetic process. The transcript is spliced from 3 exons. The coding region runs from base 1 to 933 and encodes 310 amino acids. NCBI's taxonomy places the organism in Eukaryota, Fungi, Ascomycota, Eurotiomycetes, Eurotiales, Aspergillaceae.